Juglans regia (Persian walnut) is the source of this 1123-nucleotide messenger RNA. RefSeq names its product protein WUSCHEL-like. Gene Ontology annotation, biological process: plant organ development. Bases 95 to 949 code for a protein of 284 amino acids. The record is from RefSeq and is a predicted model, not a curated record. Gene Ontology annotation, molecular function: DNA binding; DNA-binding transcription factor activity. The transcript has 3 exons. NCBI's taxonomy places the organism in Eukaryota, Viridiplantae, Streptophyta, Magnoliopsida, Fagales, Juglandaceae.
ACUCUCACUCUCACUCUCACUCUCUCUCUCUCUGCGUGUGUAAGUUUUUGUUUGCUUCUCUUUGUUUUGUUCUUCUUUUCAUUUUCAAUCUGUCAUGGAACCUCAACAACAAAACCAACCUCCGAACGAGGAUGGCGGCAGUGGGAAAGGGGGGUUUCUAUGUAGGCCAAGUAGUACACGUUGGACUCCUACAACUGACCAGAUAAGAAUUCUCAAGGACCUUUACUACAACAAUGGAGUUAGGUCCCCAAGUGCUGAGCAGAUUCAGAGGAUCUCUGCUAGGCUGAGACAGUACGGCAAAAUUGAAGGCAAGAACGUAUUUUAUUGGUUUCAGAACCACAAAGCUCGUGAAAGGCAGAAGAAAAGGUUCAAUACUGAUGUUCCCAUGCAAAGAGGGGCUGGUAAUGGAGGUUGGAAACCUGAAGAAUCCAUCCACAACAAGUACCCCAUGGCUAACAUAACCUCUGGGUUUCCUGCUUCGUCUUCUUCAUCUGGGGUGAUUUCUGUGGGGCAGAUGGGGAACUAUGGAUAUGGAUCUGUCACGAUGGAGAAGAGCUUUAGAGACUGCUCAAUAUCAGCUGGAGGUGGCGGUGGUGUUGGUGGAUCAAUCAGCCACAACUUUGGAUGGGUAGGGGUUAAUGAUCCCUACUCCUCGUCCUACACUUUCCUUGACAAGAGAAUGUCAAUGGAAGAAAAUUCCGGAGAAGGAGAUCAUCAUGAUGAAGAAGAAGAAGAAGAAGAAGAAGCUGCUCCAGAGAUAGAAACACUGCCACUGUUCCCCAUGCAUGGUGAUGACAUAAAUGGCUUCUGCAACAUCAGUACUCCUUCAUCCAACGGCUUCUACACCACCUGGUAUCGCUCUGGCGGCGAUGACGGCAAAAGCUCUUCUCGUACUUCCCUGGAGCUCAGCCUCAACUCCUACUCUCGCAGAUCUUCACCCCAACAUUAACCGCAGUUUCAGAUGGCAUUUCUGGGUACCUAUCCAGAUAUAUAUAUAAAAUUUUAAUAUGCUAAUUAAUAAGGCUUGUUUUCUUCUUUUUCAGUUCAAACUACUCUACUAAUUAUUAAUUGUGAAGUUGACAUGUGUAUGUGAAGAACUUAAAUGGGUGCAUGAUUAGUUUAA